This is a messenger RNA of Strongylocentrotus purpuratus (purple sea urchin), 2017 nucleotides long. Its product is annotated as proton-coupled folate transporter. Bases 123 to 1652 code for a protein of 509 amino acids. Lineage: Eukaryota; Metazoa; Echinodermata; Echinoidea; Camarodonta; Strongylocentrotidae. The record is from RefSeq and is a predicted model, not a curated record. Gene Ontology annotation, molecular function: transmembrane transporter activity. The transcript is spliced from 8 exons. Gene Ontology annotation, cellular component: membrane. Gene Ontology annotation, biological process: transmembrane transport.
CCUAGGUAAAGGUUACCGUACUGACAGGACCCUGGACUGGAGAAUAUUACCUGAUCUUUGGCACUGAAUUACACAGUGUAACUACAAUAAUUGAUCCAGUUUGAUGAGAUGAAGAUAGCAGCAUGAAUUGGCUACAAAGGAACGUGACUGUUGAGCCAGUCUUAUUCUUCUAUAUGCUGGGAUCCUUCAUGCAAUACCUGGCCUUGCAACAGCUCCUCAUAGAAAAGGUGUGCUUCCAAGAAAUCAAUGACACUGUCAUCUGUGCCAACUUAUCAGCAUACACAGAUGAGAACAAGAUUGUUCAGACAAGGACGUCCUACUGGCUGAUAGUGCUCAAUUUGGCUUUAACUGUGCCUUCUGUGCUUUCCACUCUAGUGAUUGGAGCCUGGACGGACAAAGUCGGAAGGAGAGUAGCCAUGGUGUUACCUUCUUUUGGAGCAGCUUUGAAUGGUGUUUGCUUGAUUUUGAGUACCAUCUACCUGGAGCUUUCCAUAGGAAUCAUGGUCUUAGGGUCAGUGCUACUGGGUCUACUUGGAGCGUAUGCAACGGUCCUAGCAGCAGUGUUUAGUUACCUAGGUGAUAUUACCAAAGAGAGAACACGCACUAGAAGGUUUGGAUUCCUAGAGGCAAUGACCUUCGCAGGUAGUUUUGUUGGAUUGCUGACAUGUGGCCUAAUCAUUGACAACCUUGGCUAUGUGGCAGUAUUCAUCGUCUACAUCUCCUGCAACGCUGUGGUAGUCCUCUAUGUGCUGCUGUGGUUAAUAGAAUCUAGCAGUUAUGUCGCAAGCCAGGGUUCCUAUACCACCCCCAAGGCAACCAAUGAUGCGCUCCGAUCAGGAGAAACAGAACCUAGUGGAACCGAUGAAGUUGUUCCCAAGUUAGAAGAGGAAAGAAGAUGGUCCUGCAAGAGAUCAUGUGUACAGCUAUGUCAGUUACAAAGUAUAGGCAAGUCUUUUCUGACUGUGGGUAGACAGCGACCAAACAAACAAAGAGUACAGCUCCUCCUACUGCUCUGCUGCCUAUUCACUUUCCAGCUUGUCGGCACAGGUGAAAACGAUACAACAGUCCUGUAUCUGAAGAAAGCUCCGCUAUCAUUUACAUCUUCCCAAAUCUCAUACUACUCUGGUUGUAAGAGUGGUCUUCAGAGUCUGAUGCUGUUGACAGCCAUGCCUCUCCUGCAUCUAUGCGGUGUCCAUGAUUGCUUCAUAGCAUUAGGUGCCCUGUGCUUCAGGAUGAGUGGUUAUGUGGUCUUUGGUCUUGCAAGGACACUCUGGCAAGUUUUUACAGUUGCAUUUCUGUUGUCUCCAUCUGGUAUGCCUGCUGCUACUACCCGCUCUAUGAUGUCAAAGAUAGUGGUCCCAUCUGAACAAGGAAGUUUGUUUGCCCUGACUGCAGCCCUUGAAACGAUCACUGGAGUAUUAGCAUCUCUUAUCUUCAAUGCCCUCUAUCCAGCUACUCUAGAUAUUAUGGGAGGUGGACUCGUCUUUAUUAUCAUGGCAGCUUGUCUCAUUCUACCUGCCUUGCUACUCAUAGUGAUUUGGCGCAUUCAGAAGCUGACGAUAGCUUAUGUGGAAUACACUGAAGAGUUUCUAGUGGAUGACCCUGUGAACAUUGGACCUGGACAGCUUCGACUCAGUGAAACAGACUGUUGAUGAGAAGUGCUUGUUGAUAUCACCUGAGACCUUUUGAGGGUUGAGGAAACUCUGGAGAAUGUGAGAUAUAUUUCACCCUCACUCCAGGAAAUGAUAGUCCUUAGACGAAGAUACUCUUUCAGAGGAUAAUGACCACCUGUCUACAAAGACCAAUUUUUCUGUUUCCCUUGAAAAUGGUUUCUCAUUGAAACAUGUACUAAAGGAAUCUGUACAUAAAGACCACCUGCCUAUAAAGACCACUUUUCCUGUCUCCCUUGGGUGGUCUUUAUAGACAGGUUUCACUGUAUAUAUGUAUUAACUUUCAAGGUUUGGGAGAGAGCUGUUAAGGAAUUAUGAAAAGAUCUUAAAUGUGAAUUGGAUAUGAA